CACUUUAGCCAUCAAUUAUCUCAACUUUAAUGUUAAUCUGAACCAUUACACAGAGUUGCUGAGGCUAAAAGAUGUUUCUAAAGUCAAAUUUUACUCACUGAUGGAAUAAGGGACUUUACUGGCGGCAACUGUGUGGAUUAUGACUGAAAGAUAAAACCUCUCCAGACACCAGAAAUGGACAUGAGCAACAAGACCCCACUUCUUGUCUUCCUGGUUAUCUACAUAAACUGUGUGUCAGUGGCUAGACUGGACAUGCCUCACCUUAACAAACUGACGGUGAAUAUUUUGGAUGGGGAGGUAAUAGUACUUUGGAAUCAUCCUGUAGACGCUCCCCCAAACUCCAAGUACAAUGUACAAAUGGCAAAGUACUUUGAUGAAUGGGCCAUGGUGGCCAGCUGCACAGGGAUCACAAACACCUACUGUGACCUCAGCAGCCAUAUACAUGACUAUGAUGCUGGCUACAAGGUCAGAGUUAAGCUGGUCGCAGGAGAUGAUGAGUCUGAGUGGUCAGCCAAGAAAUUUCUGCCAAAUACAAGUGAUUUGCAGCCUCCGUCCUUCACUUUGAGGGCUACUUCCAGCACUCUCACAGUUUAUGUUCACGAAAAACCCAUUCUAAAAAAACUCUUUCAUUAUGGGGUCAUCUACACCAUCUACCUGGAGGAGAGAGGAGAAUAUACUAAGAAUACCACAGCAUACCUAAAAGAUGAUGUGGGAGAGGAUCAGAGGACUAAGACUUUCAGUUCUCUACACUGGGGGAGAGAGUACUGUGUCAGCCUCAAGGUAGAGGGCAAUGGAGCUCUCGCAAAAAGCAGUGUGUCCCAUAAAGAGUGUCUGCUGCUACCAGAACAAGAAUGGUUCAUAACUGCUGUGUCAUGCCUGUCUAUUCUGGGUGUGUUGGCCUUCAUUGGUAUCAUGGCAACCGCCUUCCAGUGUUACCUGAAACUUCCAGAGAAAACACCUGCUGCAUUGAAAUCCCCUGUAAGUGGCUGGCUUCCACUCUCUGUUAGAGAAGGUACUAUGGAGGUUGUUCAUGGAGGCAAAGGAUGGUUCCUGUCCAGUUACAGGAGAGAAGUGAAAGACCCAGUGACUCAUGUUACGGUAAUAGAGGACAGUGAAGAGGAGGACAAGAGGUCGAGCAUGGACAGUGGGGUCAGCAUGGAAUCCAACUCUGCAGCAAACAGCAGAGGAAGUCCUCCAACGAGACAAGAGGACAGUGGCUGUGGGAGCUUGGGAGGACCAGAGAGCUCCACAAGCAGUCAGACAGAUUACCCUAUGCAGGAAGGGAGGAGUGAUACCGACAUAGCUAGGAAGAGGGAAGAUAGCGGGGUGGGGCUUGGCUGCCAGCUUGGUUCUCUUUCCAUGAAACUGGAUGAACAGGACAGUGGGUCUCUAAAGGAGGCUGUUGCUGGGGGUAAUUAUCGCAGCCAGAGCCACUCAGUAGUGCAGAUCAAUGUCAGUGAUGAUGAGGAGAUGUUUAAACAAAUGCUCCCGGGCUCAAUUUUGGCAGAAGUGGUCACAGGCUACAGGGCUGGGCCUCAAUCGUGUAUCUGCUCAGGAGCAGGUCAAUGCAGUUGGUGCCACAAACAAGGCCAUUAUGGAACUGAAGUUAUCAAACAAUACAAGACUAUGUGUAUAGACAAUGGACUACUGAGUGGCAAAUGUGAUUUUGUGGACUCUUACAAAGGAGCGCUUACAUUUUCAAGUUAUUCUGAACAAAUGCAAAUGGACACUGUCACGAUGGAUGACUUAGAAACAACUUUUAUACAGCUGGGGGAGACUUUCCCUCUGCUAACAGCUCUGUCACCGCUGCCCAUAGUGGAGGGAGGGCAUGACUUCAAUAUGAACAAUGUGGCCCUCUCUCUUUGUGACGUACAGCUGAAAACUGACUGAUGCACUGUAGGAUGAAACAACGCUAUUUAUAAAAGCGUGCGCUAUGCUGGAGCGAUUAUACUCCUUUUUCCCACUUGACCUACUGUUUCAAUGAUGAAAUAGAAGCAUGAGUUGGUAUUUGGGAAGUAGAAAUCCUCCAGUAUUGAAAAUCUGAAGGAAAAACUGGGAAACUCUACGUUGGAAACAAAGCAAGCAACAGGCUGUUAUUGAACAUAGGAAGUAAGUGGGUUCGACCACACAGCUGUUGGCUGUUAGCUGUUGGUUUGAGUCUCAAGAGCUUCUAGAGACGACAAAUGCAACAUCAGAGAUUAUACAACCGUGUCUCACUGGGUAUAUAUUUACAUGUGAGUGUGCCGGAAGUGAAACUGCUGUGGGGGGGACUGCAGAGAAACGGUUUGACAGUUACGUGCUUUUGGACAUUUUGCGAUUUCUCCCUGCCAACAAUGACACUCUAUGUCAGUAACCCAUAAAAUACUUGUGAGCCACUUUAAAGUAGAUGAGUUUCUCAUUUGUCACUAAUGUUGUCAGAUAACAACAAUCAUUUGGAUAUCAGCUGAUGUCAAACAAAGGCAGAAUUACGGAGCGAACAUUUUUGUCCUCAUUUUCAAUGAUGCGCAGGACCUUUUGCAACAGCUUCUUUUUAAUGUUCUCUGACUCAGCAAGAGACAUGCUGACGUAUGUGUCUUAAACUGCAGCACCGUCUUUCAGGUACUUCCCCAUUUAAAAUAUUUAUUAGAUGUUAUGAAAAACUAUUUAUUUGUUGUGUAUUAUUGUAAAUACAUAUGACUUUGCUCUUCUACAUGUGAUUCAAAUAAACUGUUUCACUGAAAUCCUCUGUAAAUUCCAUACACUCAGAAAAAAAAAACCCCAAA
Messenger RNA from Micropterus dolomieu (smallmouth bass), 2762 nucleotides. RefSeq names its product interleukin 10 receptor, alpha (gene il10ra). Gene Ontology annotation, molecular function: protein binding. The record is from RefSeq and is a predicted model, not a curated record. NCBI's taxonomy places the organism in Eukaryota, Metazoa, Chordata, Actinopteri, Centrarchiformes, Centrarchidae. The transcript has 7 exons. Bases 175 to 1890 code for a protein of 571 amino acids.